CUCCACUCUAACUCUCCCUUCGUCCACCGCUCUCCUACGACCCACGUUCCUUCAGCCGCGGCCACGAUGAAAAAGCAAUGAAGCGCGGGGAGAAAGAGAAAAGCCACGAUGCUUGAUUGUAGAGAAUGACUAGCUAGCCUAUACGGUCUGGGGGCUACACUACUGAGGCGUCUGCACGCUGGAAGGGCGUGCAGAAUGAGCUGAGGAGGAGAGGCCGCUGAAGCGUGGAGUAGAUACAGUAGCUUGGAGUCUUGUCUGGCACGCGACUGGCACAAGCUUCUUUCCACUCCUCAGAGACGAGUCUCCCAUUGUCUUUGAUAUCUCUACCUUGACACAUAAAUCCAUCACCAGUAUCAAUUGCACGAGGGAAAGUCUACGAGCGGAUUGUGAAUUGCUUCAUCGCGUGCAUUCUUUGUUCUGCUUGGACCAAUUGUUGUCCUGGUUCUUUUUCUAGCCUCGGCACUGCUUCCCUACGUCAGUCGUAUCGGCACAGCACAGUCACAGACUGCGAGGACCUAUCGAGGGGUCAAGGGACAAUUGUCACACGCUGAAUUGGAGAGCUUCAUCAGAUCAGCUUAUGGGAAAGAGUAGUCAUCGCCAUUGAAGGGUUCACCAACACUCUCCCAGAGGCCUGAGGGCCGGCAAAACACAUAUUCAACAUGUCGUGGAGGAAAUCCGAGAUGUUGAUGGACACCAUCAAGCAUUAUUCGGCAUUCCCUGCCACGGGUGUGAGCUUGAGGCAGAUGGUCCAGUUUGGAGAGAGACCGUCGACAGGUGCGUUGUUUGGUGUUGCCAUGGAAAAGGUGUCUGCGCGGCGGGGCAAUAGCUGAAAUCUGUUUGCAAUAGGGACCUUAUUUCGAGCUUCACAAUUCCUCUCCGAGGAGCUGCCCAUACGAUUGGCACAUCGAGUACAGGAAUUGGGGGAUCUGCCAGAUGGACUCAAUGAAAUGCCCUCCAUCAGGAAAGUGCAAGAUUGGUACGCACAGUCAUUUGAAGUAUUACUCUACUAUUUUCUCAAGACGAGCUGAGGGGGAUCUGACAUGUGAUGCAAGGAAAUAACGACUCUGCAAAGACCCAGUCUCUCGAAAGACGUCCGCGAUCGACUCAUGCGGCCCUCGAAAACGGACGGGAAGCCCUCCAAGAUCCUCACGGAAACGACGUUAAAUCCCAGCGUCAAAAAGGGGCAGUAUAGCUCCCUAACCUGGCAGCAGAACGCCAAAGGAAAAGAAAACGGGGACGCAAAAAAGGCUGCGAGACGUUACUUUGCUACGGUGGAAGAUACGUCCGACUGGCCCCCCGAACUCCACGAUUACAACCAGAGGUUUGCGCAGACGUUGAACCAGAUCAAGCGAAGGCAUGAUAGCGUUGUAACGACCGUUGCCCAGGGAAUCCUGGAAUACAAACGGAAACGUCAACGCAUGCAGAUUGACAACAAUAUUCAAGCUUUCUUGGACCGAUUCUACAUGUCCCGAAUUGGCAUUCGCAUGUUAAUUGGACAGCAUAUUGCGCUGACGGAUCAAAGUCAUAGUAAGGAUCCGGCGUAUGUGGGAAUCAUCUGCACCAAAACCAACGUGAGAGAUCUUGCGCAGGAGGCUAUUGAGAAUGCGCGAUUCGUCUGUGAAGAUCAUUAUGGCCUAUUUGAUGCGCCCAAAGUCCAACUCGUUUGUCCCCCGAAUCUACAUUUCAUGUAUGUCCCAGGCCAUUUAUCGCACAUGCUCUUUGAGACCCUGAAAAACUCUUUACGAGCGGUGGUGGAAACCCACGGACAGGAUAAAGAGGAUUUCCCCGUGACGAAAGUUGUCGUUGCUGAGGGAAAAGAGGAUAUCACGAUCAAGAUCUCGGAUGAAGGGGGUGGGAUCCCGAGAAGUUCGAUCCCGCUGGUUUGGACGUAUAUGUAUACCACCGUUGACACAACGCCGAGUCUCGAUCCAGAUUUUGAUAAGAGUGAUUUUAAAGCUCCUAUGGCGGGCUUUGGAUAUGGAUUACCUAUCUCGAGACUCUACGCCCGAUAUUUUGGGGGCGAUCUGAAACUCAUUAGUAUGGAAGGGUAAGUGAUCAACCUCUUUCCCCUUUCCCUUUCCCUUUAACCCCUUUCCCUUCCCCUUACAUCCCCUUCUCCUUACAUCCCCUUCUCCUUACAUCCCCUUCUCCUUACAUCCCCUUCUCCUUACAUCCCCUUCUCCUUACAUCCCCUUCUCCUUACAUCCCCUUCUCCUUACAUCCCCUUCUCCUUACAUCCCCUUCUCCUUACAUCCCCUUCUCCUUACAUCCCCUUCUCCUUACAUCCCCUUCUCCUUACAUCCCCUUCACAACACUAAACAAAACCCCAGCUACGGAACGGACGUCUACCUGCACCUCAACCGCCUCUCGAGCUCCUCGGAGCCUCUCCAAUAACAAUCAGCCGUCAUGAGGGACACCUACACCACCCCCUAUCGCCCCAACUCUGCUCCGUGGGCGUCUCAGGGAUUGACGAAUUUGUGGAGAGAGCAGAGUCACGUGGCGAAGUUGCAGAUGCGGUUGAAGUUAAGAUCUGGUGCUGCGACGGGGAUGCUGAGAGAGGUCUCGGAGAGGAAACAGGUUGGGGAUGCGGUGAGUAUGGUUAAUGAAGGCAGGAAUGCCCGUGCGAGGUAUGGGU
This is a messenger RNA of Hymenoscyphus albidus, 2635 nucleotides long. The record is from the annotation of a GenBank genome assembly. Lineage: Eukaryota; Fungi; Ascomycota; Leotiomycetes; Helotiales; Helotiaceae.